Molecule: messenger RNA, 1526 nt
Organism: Sinocyclocheilus grahami
Lineage: Eukaryota; Metazoa; Chordata; Actinopteri; Cypriniformes; Cyprinidae
Exons: 6
Coding region: 68-1498 (476 amino acids)
Molecular function (GO): protein binding
Source: RefSeq, a predicted model, not a curated record
AAAUAUAUAUAGCCUGUAUAUCUGCUGGAGCCCAUCUCAGGGCCUGACCAGCUCAGAGCGUCUGCGCAUGCGCACCGGAGCAGCGCUAAUGGCGGAGAGCGUGCGGUCGCCGUUCGAUUACCGGGAGCCCCCGACCCUGGACAGCGACGGGGAUGGAGGAAAGCCGCCGCCGCCGCGCGGGCGAGUGUGUGGCAGGAAGAGGAAGGGGACGCCGGUGAAGGUGUGUGAAAGAGCGGCGUAUGUGACGGAGGACGAGGAGGAGAGUCUGUCUGAACACAGUUACAGCCCAGGGGAUGAGCAGUACACAGAGGGAGCUGAAGACCGGAUCCCUGCGCCGAGCAGCCCGUUCUUCCUCACCGACCCGGCACAGCUCUGUGUGCCAGAGCUGGCUGAAGAGGGCGCUAGCGGCGUCCGCGGCCCUGUGCUGUUCCACCCAGCGCCCAACUGCAGGAUUAGAGAGGUGCAUUGUGGGAGUCAGGUCCGGCUCGUCGUCAUAGCCAUUCGAGACAUUGCCAAAGGAGAGGAGAUCACAGUGGACUACAGCCUGACCGACUGGGGAGAAAAUGCCAUGGGCUUUCAUACUUCGGUGUCCCCGCGCGGGUUUGAAUGUGGAUUCAACCCAGAGAGCAACAUCAAGAAGGAGGAGGAGCCGGGUUCACUCCCAAUGUCUCUCAGCGUUUCUGACUACCUCACUCCGUCAUGGUCCCUGUCUCCCUCCUCCUCUCCGCUGUCUCACUCCGAGGCCAGAGACUCUGACCGAGAGGAGGACGAAGAGGAGGAGGACGACGACGACGACGACGAUGAUGAUGACGACGAAGAUGAUCUGGAGGAUCUGCGGGGCCGCAUGAUGAGACGCCGCAAGAAACAGAAAACCUCGGCGACCAUCAAGAAGAAAGCCCAGCCCCGCCCCCUGUCCUUCACAUGCCCCGCCCCUUCCUCACCGACGCCCUUCCAGCAGCCUCUAGCCCCGCCCACCACCAACAUAAACAAUAACAUAAACAUAAACAUCGGCGCGAGCGGCGCGCUCUCCCGCAGACAGCACUGUCCCUACUGCGGCCGUCACUUCCGCUCGCUCGCUAGGCACCUGGAGAAACACCACGAGCAGCAGCCCGAGGUCCGAGCAGCCAUGGAGCUGUCGCACCCCCCCGCCUCCUCGCACCCCGUCACAUCUCCCUCUCAGCCCUCGCCCUCCCUGUUUCCCCGCGAGCGAGACGCUUCGUCUUCAGCGCCGAAGUCCGGAGGCGUCUCCUUCUCGCUCUCGCUGUCUCCGCCUCCUGCCUCCAAUACCGCAAAAAAGAGCUCAGCGACAGCGCCUAAAAACAAGAGCCCGGCCGUCUCGCCCAAGCCUCCCGCCAGGAGAGGACGGCCGCCGAAGAAAGAGAAAGAACAGCAGCAGAAGAAGCAGGAGGAGCCCGGGAAACAGGAGGAGGAGGUGGAGGAGGAGAAGAAUCAAGAAGACGGAGGCGCAGAGGAGAAGAACAGUGACGUGGCGAGGUGAGCUUGUCUUAGAACAUGCACUUUCUCUU